This is a messenger RNA of Carlito syrichta (Philippine tarsier), 900 nucleotides long. RefSeq names its product ETS homologous factor (gene EHF). Gene Ontology annotation, biological process: regulation of transcription by RNA polymerase II; cell differentiation. Gene Ontology annotation, cellular component: nucleus. The coding region runs from base 1 to 900 and encodes 299 amino acids. Gene Ontology annotation, molecular function: sequence-specific DNA binding; DNA-binding transcription factor activity, RNA polymerase II-specific. The record is from RefSeq and is a predicted model, not a curated record. The transcript is spliced from 8 exons. NCBI's taxonomy places the organism in Eukaryota, Metazoa, Chordata, Mammalia, Primates, Tarsiidae.
AUGAUUCUGGAAGGAGGCGGUGUGAUGAAUCCCAACCACGGCAGCAAUCUCCUGCAGCAGCAGCCGGCCUGGACCGACGGCUAUGCCGCGUGCAAUGUGCCUGGUGGGUUUUUCGGCAGCCAGUGGCAUGAGACCCACCCCCAGUAUUGGAGCAAGUACCAGGUGUGGGAGUGGCUGCAGCACCUGCUGGACACCAACCAGCUGGACGCCAGCUGCAUCCCCUUCCAGGAGUUCGAUGUGGACGGCGAGCACCUGUGUGGCAUGAGCCUGCAGGAGUUUUCCCGUGCGGCGGGUGCGGCCGGCCCACUGCUCUACGGCAGCCUGCAGAACCUCAGGUGGAGCGGCCAGUGCGGCAGCGACCUGUUCCCGGCCACACACAACGUCAUUGUCAAGACUGAACAAACCGACCCUCCCGUCAUGAACACCUGGAAGGACGAGAGCUACUUAUAUGACAGCAGCUAUGGGGGCACAGUAGAUCUGCUGGACAGUAAAACCUUCUGCCGGGCCCAGCUCUCCAUGACUACCACCAGUCACCUUCCUGUGGAGUCUCCUGAGGUGAAGAAGGAGCAAGACCCCCCUGCCAAGUGCCACCCCAAGAAGCACAACCCGAGGGGGACUCACUUGUGGGAGUUCAUCCGAGACAUCCUCCUGAACCCAGACAAGAACCCCGGGCUGAUCAAAUGGGAAGACCGGGCCGAGGGCGUCUUCCGGUUCCUGAAGUCGGAGGCCGUGGCGCAGCUUUGGGGCCGGAAGAAGAACAACAGCAGCAUGACCUACGAGAAGCUGAGCCGGGCCAUGCGGUACUACUACAAAAGGGACAUCCUGGAGCGCGUGGACGGGCGGAGGCUGGUCUACAAGUUCGGGAAGAAUGCCCGGGGAUGGAGGGAAGACGAGAACUGA